Rotaria sordida is the source of this 1131-nucleotide messenger RNA. NCBI's taxonomy places the organism in Eukaryota, Metazoa, Rotifera, Eurotatoria, Philodinida, Philodinidae. The record is from the annotation of a GenBank genome assembly.
AUGAAAUCAUUUAUAUAUACAACAAUAGAUUUUAAUUUAAAUUAUUUAAUAUCUGUUAGUGAUACGAUUUAUUAUUGUUUAACAAUAUUUAUAUCACAACCAAAUUAUCUUUUACCAAUAUUAUCUCAUUAUUUAACAACAAAUCUAUUAUUAUUAUUUAUUAUUCAUUCAAUAUAUAAUAGAAAAAUAUUAUUUCAACCAUUAAAUCAAUAUAAAUUACUUGAUUUAUUAGUUAAGAAUUUAAUUCUAUAUUCAAAUUAUUUAACAAAUCAAACACAAAUACUAUCAAUACAACGUAUUUAUGAUCAACGACAAUCAUUAAAUAAUAGAAUGAAUAUUGGUUCAAUUAAUUUAUCAUCACAAUAUUUUUCUAAACCAAUUGAUCAUCAUACAAUUGAUUUACAACAAAUAUCUGUAUAUAGUUAUUAUGCAUAUGAUCAACAAAUGAUUAUUGAACAAACAAUUAUCGAUUAUAUUAAUAAUAAUAAUUAUACAUUUAUUGAAUAUUUUAAACAAUUAAAAAUAUGUUCAUUAAGUGUUGAAUUUCUUAAUGAAAUAUUAAUUAAUGAAUAUUUUUUAAAAUCAAUUGAAGAAUUAAAUCAACAAAUACAAUAUAUUAUAAAUAAAACAUCAAAUUAUUUAUUAAUUUAUCAUGGAUUUUAUUAUUUAAGAAAAAUAAUUAAAUAUUCAAAUGAAAAUAAAUUAAUUACACAUAAAUCAAUAGUUGAAAAUAAAGAUUAUCCAAUAUUACUUGAUAGAUUUGUUCAUGCAAAUGACGUCAUCCACAUCGUAACACAAAUAGAUUUAAUAUCAACAUCAUUACCUAUUCCAACAACAAUAAAUAAUCAAACAAUAAUUUAUGAUAAUGAUUAUCAAUAUUAUCAAGAUGAUAUUCAACAAAUUGAAUCAACAACAAUACAACAAUUAAAUACAAUUAAUAAUAAUAAUAAUAAUACAAAUUCAAAUUUUUGGGCUAAAGGUACAGAUUCAACACAUUCACAAUGGAAACCAGAUGAAAUAAUACAAAUACAAAAAUUCCAUGAAGAACAUUUUAUUUAUUUAUUUGAUAGAUUUUAUUCAAUAUUUUCAAAUAAAUUAUCUGAAGAACUUCUUUAUGAUAAUUUAAUUUAA